CCCAAUCAAUGAAACUAUCUUCGGAUCUGCGGUCCGGAUACUGGCAGAUACGAAUGGCGGAUGAAUAUGUUCACAAAACUGCCUUCCGAACUGGAUACGGAUCGUACGAGUAUCUGGUAAUGCCGUUCGGACUCACCAACGCACCUGCAACGUUCCAAGCAGAAAUUAAUCAUAUCCUACGCCCACUCUUGGACGAAUGCGUGAAAUUCAAAGCCGUGCGUACGUGGAAGACACUCGAGAACGUGAAGGAGUUACAGCAAUUCCUUGGUCUCCCUAACUACUACAACAGGUUCGUGCCACAAUACGCGAAGAUCGCUGCGCCACUCACGAAUCUGCUAAAAAAGAACACGCCCUAUAAAUGGGAGACGAAACACCAGGAAUCCGUGGAGCAGCUAAAACAAGCACUCACGUCCGUACCCGUACUCAUCUUGCCAGACCCUGAACGCGACUACGUCAUCGAAGCUGACGCCAGUGACCAGGCAGUGGGAGCAGUCUUGAUGCAAGACCAGGGGAAUGGCCUGCAACCAAUUGCCUACCUCAGCAAAAAAUUACACGGGGCAGAACUCAACUACCCGAUACACGACAAGGAGGCCCUUGCUAUCAUCAUCGCCUUCAAAACGUGGAGAUGCUAUCUCGAAGGACGCAAGACGACAGUCUACGCCGACCAUUGCAGCCUAAAAUAUUUGAAGACGCAACCAAGCCUCUCUAGGCGGCAGGUCCGGUGGAUUGACUUCCUCGAGACACACUUCCACUAUGACAUCGUGUACAAGCCCGGCCACAAAAACAAAGCAGAUGUGUUUAGCCGGCUUGCACACGUUGCCGCGAUCCAGAUUGAAGGGACGAAUCCACUCCUCAAGGGACUCUUCACACACGGGUACACCAUCGACCCCGAAAUUCCCUUGGCAGAAAAGCGACAUCUGCUACAGUGGGACAACGACAUCGCGUACCGGAAAGGAUCAACGAAGAUCUGGGUACCUAAUUACCCUCCAUUGCGCCAGUUACUACUCGAAGAAUACCACGACGUCCUGUACGCGAGACACUUCGGUAACAACAAGACGCUCACCGGUAUCGCCAAACACUACUACUGGCCCCACAUGGCAGAUGACGUACAGAAAUUCGUCACCUCGUGCACUACAUGUCAGCGGAUGAAGAGCAGCAAGAAGAAAAAGGCGGGUCUGCUACAGCCUCUUCUUGUCCCAGAACAGCCAUGGCAAGUGGUAAGCCUAGACUUCAUCACCGGGCUACCAACUACCACAAGCGGUCAUGACGCGAUCCUCGUUGUCAUUGACAAGUUCUCCAAAAUGGGACACUUCAUCCCGACACACACCACAGCAUGCACCGAGGAGACAGCACAACCCUUUGUUUGCUACAUCAUCUCACAACAUGGCAUUCCGACCACACUCAUCUCCGACCGAGACCCUAAGUUCACCAGUAAAUUCUGGAAAGAACUGAUGUUUCUACUCGGAAACCAAACUCGUCAUGUCAUCCGCAUACCAUUUGCAGACAGACGGACAGGCCGAGCGCCUCAACUAAAUUGUGGAGCAACUCCUCUGCGCAGCUUGCAAGGACGACAUCUCCAAAUGGGACUUGCAUCUGCCCGUCCUGGAGUUUGCCUACAACAAUGCUACUCAUGCCGCUACUGGACAGACGUUGUUCUUCCUCUGUUACGGACGCCAUCCACUCACACCUCAACAGCCAAACAUACCAGCCACAGUCCAACCCGCUCAUGAUUUCAUCACGACCAUGCACAAACUUUG
This is a messenger RNA of Closterium sp. NIES-67, 1757 nucleotides long. Lineage: Eukaryota; Viridiplantae; Streptophyta; Zygnematophyceae; Desmidiales; Closteriaceae. The record is from the annotation of a GenBank genome assembly.